UUUGCACUUUCCUCCAUCACCUCCUGGCAUGCUGUGGACAGAGACUUUAACUAUCAACUUUUCUGGCACAAUAUCAUAGAUUUCUUUGAGGAUGCCCCAGGUCCAGCUGCACAAGCCAGGGUGAAGGAGCUGCUCAAGUGGUGGACCAGAAAAGUCUUUGGAAGAAACCAUUGGCAGGACUUGACACUGGACAUCAUUUCAAAAAUGUCCAUCAGUGCUCUUGCUGUCUAG
Messenger RNA from Suillus subaureus, 231 nucleotides. RefSeq lists its product as uncharacterized. Lineage: Eukaryota; Fungi; Basidiomycota; Agaricomycetes; Boletales; Suillaceae. The transcript has 2 exons. The annotation marks the transcript as partial. The record is from RefSeq and is a predicted model, not a curated record.